Messenger RNA from Caenorhabditis auriculariae, 614 nucleotides. The record is from the annotation of a GenBank genome assembly. Lineage: Eukaryota; Metazoa; Nematoda; Chromadorea; Rhabditida; Rhabditidae.
AUGGAUUACAACCGGCAGGUAUAAAAGACUGAGACACUUGAGGAAGACAAGCCAUCUGUCGACUUCAAACCUUCAGGUACGGUACUCAACCUGAUACCAUGAAAAUAUUAUUUGCUUAUCUCUCAAAUCUUAACUUUAAUUUUUAAAGCUUAUCAUUUUGUGUGCAAACUUUUACUAUAAGUACAAGCCAUGGGUCUUUCUCAUUGCUCAUUGGCAAAAUAAAAACUUUCCAUAAGUUUUUUAUUCAUUUUUUAUUUUUCACUUUUACAUUUCGAAACCUGCGGUUUGAUAAUUAUUUUUGCAGAAUGCGAGUUCUUUCCGUCGUCUUCGCCUUGGUCGCCGCCUCGUCGGCUUUCCUUUUCCCUAGCGCCGGAGGCGGCUGCGGAUGGUACAUCGAAAAUUCAGAUUGUUUUUAAUCAAUGUUUCCAAAUUUUCAGCGCUCCACCCCCACCACCACCAUGCGGAGGCGGAUGCGGUAAGCAGCCUUUGGACCAUCGGAAUUCAAAACGAAAUUUCAGGAGGAGGCGGCGGCUACGCUGCUCCACCACCAGCAUACGCUGGUCCCCCAGCCGGAGGAUACGCCGUCGCCGGAAAAUAAGAAGCUCAACAACUGA